Messenger RNA from Colletotrichum phormii, 2691 nucleotides. RefSeq names its product C-type lectin protein. The record is from RefSeq and is a predicted model, not a curated record. The coding region runs from base 1 to 2691 and encodes 896 amino acids. The transcript has 13 exons. Lineage: Eukaryota; Fungi; Ascomycota; Sordariomycetes; Glomerellales; Glomerellaceae.
AUGGGUUCUCUUGCUGUCUCUCAGGACAGCGUUUCUCACGCCAGUAUCAAGGCGACUAAACAGCAGGCAGUACAACCAGUGGGCAAUCAUGGCCUUGACAUCAUCGAUAUUCGACGCGUUGCGGUUGAAACAAACUUGAAGGACGACAUCAUUUCCAUGUGGAACCCUACAAACGGACCCCGGAGGCUGCCGACCCUGCUUCUCUACAAUGAACGGGGCCUGCAAUUGUUCGAGGAUAUCACAUAUCUGGAGGAGUACUACCUGACCAACAACGAAAUCGAGGUUCUUGAGAAAAACUCAAAAGACAUCGCUCAGAACAUCUCAUCAGAGUCUAUGGUCAUUGAGUUGGGAAGUGGCAACCUUCGCAAAGUUUGUUUAUUGCUGCAGGCUUUUGAGGACGCCGGCAAGAACAUCGACUACUACGCACUCGACCUCUCCCGAGAGGAAUUGGAACGCACGCUUGCUCAAGUUCCCGAUUUUCAUCACGUCAAAUGUCAUGGUCUUUUAGGGACCUAUGACGAUGGCCGGGAAUGGUUGAAGCAGCCGUCUAAUCUGGCGCGCACCAAGUGCAUCUUGAGCUUGGGUUCAAGCAUAGGCAAUUUCGAGCGCGAUGAUGCGGCCGGUUUCCUCAAGCACUUCAGCGACGUCCUGACGCAGUCGGACAAGUUGUUGAUUGGGCUGGACGGAUGCUGCGACCCUUCCAAGGUCUACCAUGGUUACAACGACCAGAAAGGAGUAACUCAUGCGUUCAUUCUCAACGGACUCGCCAAUGCCAAUGAGAUCUUGGGAGAAGAGGCCUUCAAGCUCAAAGACUGGGAGGUCAUCGGCGAGUAUGUGUAUGAUGACGAAGGAGGACGUCACCAAGCUUUCUAUUCGCCUGUUCGAGACACAUACGUUUUGGGAGCACUUGUAAGGCAACACGAGCGCAUCCAAGUCGAGCAGAGCCUGAAAUACUCUCAACUGGGAGCCGAGAAUUUGUGGAACAUGGCAGGCUUGGUCGAAACGAACUGCUGGACAAAAGGAACCGAGCAUGGAAUCCACAUGAUUUCAAAGAGAAAAAUGCCUUUCAGUCUUCUACCCGAACUUUAUGCUUCUUCGCCCUGUCCUACUCUGGACGAUUGGGAGGCGCUGUGGGCAGCAUGGGAUGCUGUUACACAGCAAAUGCUUCCGAAAGAGGAGUUGCUGGACCAGCCAAUCAAGCUUCGCAAUGCCUGCAUCUUCUAUCUGGGACAUAUCCCGGGCUUUCUAGACAUCCAGUUGUGUAAGACUACGAAGACGCCUCCAACUGAGCCAGCACACUUUCAGCCAAUGUUCGAGCGGGGCAUCGACCCUGAUGUUGACAACCCGGAGCAAUGCCAUUCUCAUUCCGAGAUCCCUGAUGAGUGGCCCGCGGUGGGAGAGAUUCUCCAGUAUCAGCAGCGCGUACGGUCAAGGCUUCUUGACCAGUACCGGGGCGGGAUCGAUCAAAUUCCCAGAGCUGUUGCUCAAGGGAUCUGGGUGGGAUUCGAGCACGAGAUCAUGCACAUGGAGACGCUUCUUUACAUGAUGCUCCAGAGCGACAAGACUAUUCCUCCCCCUCAUGUACUACGUCCGGACUUCAAGCGCUUGGCCAACAAAGCUCGCCAGUCCCGGGUACCUAACCAGUGGCACGAUGUACCUGCUCAGUCCAUUAUUCUUGGCAUGGACGAGCCUGAUCUUGACGCUGGCGUCAAUGGAUACUUUGGCUGGGACAACGAGAGGCCUGCAAGGAAGGCCGACGUUCAUGCAUUCCAGGCGCAAGGACGACCAAUCACAAAUGAGGAGUAUGCGCAAUACAUGUUUGAAAAUCACAUCAAAAAGGUCCCUGCAUCUUGGGCCGAUGUUCAAGCCGCAGAGUCCGAUUCUGACACGACUGUUGACGCUAAUGGACAAACGUAUCUUGCCAACGGAAAUACAAACGGCCACGUUAAUGGAGUCAACGGGCACGUCAAAAAUCACACAAACGGACAUGUCAAUGGCACUGCGAAUGGACGCAUGAACGGGCACCAGAACGGGGACAGGCUUAUCCCCGACUCGUUCCUUGACGGCAUUGCAGUCCGCACAGUUUACGGCUUGGUCCCGCUGAAAUAUGCUCUGGACUGGCCAAUCUUUGCAUCUUUUGAUGAACUCUCUGGUUGCGCAGCAUGGAUGGGAGGCCGAAUCCCGACGUUUGAAGAGGCUCGAAGCAUCUAUACUUACGUUCAUAACUCUAAGAAGAUGGAGGCUGAGCGAACGCUGGGCAGGACGGUCCCAGCAGUCAACGGACACCUGUCGAAUGACGGAGUCGAAGAGACACCACCAAAGAGGAAGUCACUUGAGGCCGCGAAGGCUCGAUCAGAGCUUUUUGCGGACCUCGAUGGUGCCAAUGUCGGCUUGCAGCAUUGGCACCCGGUUCCCGUGACGGCCGACGGCGGUCGCCUCGCGGGACAAGGUGAGCUCGGAGGCAUCUGGGAGUGGACCAGCACGCCCCUUGCUCGCCACGAAGGGUUCGAGCCCAUGCCUCUGUACCCUCAGUACACGGCCGACUUCUUCGAUGGUAAGCACAACAUCGUGCUUGGAGGAUCGUGGUCAACGCAUCCCCGCAUCGCCGGCCGAAGAUCAUUCGUCAACUGGUAUCAACGAAACUACCCCUUUGCCUGGUGCGGCGCAAGACUCGUCAGGGACCUUAACUAA